Mollisia scopiformis is the source of this 3387-nucleotide messenger RNA. RefSeq lists its product as uncharacterized. The transcript is spliced from 2 exons. Gene Ontology annotation, cellular component: nucleus. NCBI's taxonomy places the organism in Eukaryota, Fungi, Ascomycota, Leotiomycetes, Helotiales, Mollisiaceae. The coding region runs from base 1 to 3387 and encodes 1128 amino acids. The record is from RefSeq and is a predicted model, not a curated record. Gene Ontology annotation, molecular function: ATP binding; DNA binding; ATP-dependent chromatin remodeler activity. Gene Ontology annotation, biological process: positive regulation of transcription by RNA polymerase II.
AUGCGCACCCCUCCCAAGCAACACUUCAUCGACCUGUCCAACGACAGAGACGAGAAGACCGAGAAGAACAAACCAGAUGAACAAGUAGCAAAUGGGGACGAUGAUUCCGUUAUCGAAUAUGCACGCCCGCGCAGAUCGAACAGGCAACGCCGUACAAAUACGUCUACACCGAGCAACAGCUAUGCCAUCCAGAGAUCCAACAAGCAGCUUUUCACUCUUCUGGGUGAAGACUUCGAUCUGAGCCCGACAGUCAAUACAAGAGUUGCGAUACGACAAGAGAUUGCCAGUAAGACCGCCGCAUAUCGAAACCAAUUCUUGGUAGACCAGAAAGACUUAUGGCUGCCCCUUCUACCCCAGCAUAACUACAUUCGAAAAUUGGUACACAAUCGUCUACACCUUUCUCCGGCCGAUCUUGCGAAACUCCCAACAGUCACUCCUUACCAAGAGCUCGAACAGCAACCGCGAGGUGUCACAGCUGUUAUGAAGCCUUAUCAAUUAUCUGGUCUCUCGUUCUUGAUGUGGCUGCACCACAAUGGCUUGUCUGGUAUUUUGGGUGAUGAGAUGGGAUUAGGCAAGACGCUUCAGACAUUGUCACUCAUCCAACAUCUUAAGGAGAACGAUCCAAAGGCUGGUACAGGCAGAUUACAAAGACCGUUCUUGAUUGUUUGCCCGCUGUCUGUUCUCAGCUCCUGGAUGUCUGAGACCAAGAAAUGGACUCCCGGCUUGAAGGCGAUUCGUUUUCAUGGCCCCAUUGCAGAGCGUCAGAGACUCAAGAAGAUCGUUGUUGGAGAAAUCGAUCACUACGGAAAUAUGACAUCACAAGCCAGAUCAAAAUUGAAGUCCAGACGAAAUGCCGCUGGCAAGGAGUAUAUUUCUCUGGACACCGAUUCUGAAAAUGAGGAAGAUCUUGGCGUAGACUUGGUUGUCACGACUUAUGACUGCUUCAAGGCUGAACAGUCAUGGUUCAAGACUGCCUUUGUCUGGCGUUAUAUUGUUCUAGAUGAGGGUCAUACUGUGAAGAAUGAUGCAAGUUUGAUCUCAAAGUCGUUGCAAGGCAUCAAGGCAGAGUACCGUCUGAUCUUGACUGGCACACCACUCCAGAACAACCUGUCGGAAUUAUGGGCUCUGCUGCACUGGCUCUACCCGGAAGUCUUCAGUGCCAACACGAACGGAUUGUUCGAUACAUCAUUCAACCUCUCCAAGGGGCAAUACUCGAGCACGGUUCUGGAUGAUGCGCGACGCUUGCUUGAGUUGAUCAUGUUACGCCGCAUGAAGAAUUCUCCCGGUGUUGAUCUUAAUCUUCCUCCGAAGACCGAAGUUCUCUUGUUCGUACCUCUUACCGAAAUGCAAAUAUUCUGGUACAAGCGAAUGAUUACGAAGGCUGAGCAGACUUUGCUUGAUGAGAUUUUCAAGGAUGUCAAAGGCAAAGAAGAGGAAAAUAUUAAGGCAAUGAAGCAGAUUGAAGCUCAGGAAGCUCAACUAAUGAAGAUGGAAGCCGACGCAUUGACAGUUCUUGAGAAUGAUGCCUUGAUCGGAUCAUCUGUAUGGAAGGAUACGAGGGCCAUCCUGGAGCAGACCAUUCAACGCGAGCAAGAACUCAACACUUCUGGGGAAACCAAGAAGUCCGAAUGGCAGAAGCUCAUGAAUUUACUCAUGCAGCUGAGAAAGGUUUGCAAUCACCCCUACCAACUCCAGAAUGCCGAGCCAGACCCAUAUUAUACUGGUGAUCAUGUCAUUACCGCUUCUGGAAAAUUCAUUGUCUUGGAGAAGUUGGUAAAGGAACUUGUUGUCAAACAAAAGAAGAAGAUCCUAAUCUUCUCUGGCUUCACAAAGAUGUUGGACCUGGUUGAGGAGUUUCUGCUUCUAAGAGGUGGAGACGGUACAAGCUUUCGAUCAAUGCGCAUUGAUGGUUCAACUGCUAGAGCUCGCCGAAACCUUGGCAUCAGAAUGUUCAAUGAUUUGAAUAGCGAGUACCGAGUCAUGCUCAUUUCGACUAGAGCUGGUGGUUUAGGAAUCAAUCUUGCCACUGCAUCAGAUGUGGUACUCCUUGAUCAAGACUGGAAUCCGCAAAUCACUCUCCAAGCCGAAGCUCGUGCGCACCGUAUUGGCCAGAAGAAUCCGGUCACCAUCUACAAGCUAAUUUCCCAAGGUACAGUUGAGGAGCAGAUGAUGGGCCGAAUUCAGAAGAAGCUGUACUUGUCUGCGAAGGUCACGGAGGCCAUGCAAGAUAUCCACACUAAAUUCGGUGCUGGCAACAAGUCUCGAAAGAGGGAUACAACAGAGGACGAUUCUAUGCCACAAUUGUCUACCAAUCAAUUGAUGACUUUGCUUAGACGUGGUGCUACUGCCAUCUCCAGACCAGAAGUUGACGUAAAUGAGAUGCUCAGCUGGGACUGGGAAACCACUGUCGCCAAGUGCAAAGACAAUCCUGCCGAUAUGGUGGUCAAGCAAGAUGCUGUUCCCGAUGCUAAAAUUGAUGAAGAAGCUGAACGCAAAUGGUUGUCGGAGAUGGAGCGUGUUGAAGCGUCCAUUUUUGAAGGAAAGAAACUGGCAAAGGGUGCGAGAAAUAAUUCGAACAAGGACAUCGCCCAAGAAUUCUUCAGUAGAGCCGACCGCCGUGUUGGCAAAAACACUACCGUCAUGGUAGAUGGUUAUGCUGUGUCAAAGGAGUCGAUGAAUUGCGCCUGGGGCGAGGCUAUUCCAACCAUGGCUGGUAAGGAUCCACGUCUGGCUGAACCGAAGCGAUCCAAGAAAGCCGGAGUUAUUCCACAGGAACAUUGCCAAGUUUGCCUUGAUGGUGGUGAAUUGCAUUGCUGCAAAUUAUGCCCUCGAGCUUACCACUAUGAGUGUCUUGACAAUGCCUACCAGGCAAAGGCCAGAGGUUGGACUUUCAAUUGUCCUCAACACCGAUGCUUUGACUGUUCGCAAGGCACCACUGAAGCCGGCGGCAUGCUCUAUCGUUGCCGAUGGUGCGAGCGUGCUUAUUGUGAGGACUGCUUGGAUAUGGAGAAGACUACUCUUAUUGGUAACAGCCUCAUGGAGUAUGAGUUGUUGGGUUACCCCGAGAUGGCUCAAGCAUUCUACAUCCAGUGCGCCGCCUGCAACGAGAAUCACGAGCAGAAUCCCAACAACAAGAAGCUCUGCGAUGAUCUUGCCGAGGGUAUUCGUUUGACGUAUGAAAGCAGAUUCAUUGACGGUUCGAGGGAGUUGAGCACAAGCACACGUCCUGGUUCUAUGACCGAUGCUACUACUCUUGAAAGCACGGAAGCCAAUACUCCAGUGGGCUACUUCGAUGAUGAGAUUGAUCUUACGCCUCGCAAGAGAAAGGCUCGAGCUGAGGCCAGUUACUCUCAAACAUCUGCCAAGAAGAGCAGAUUGGGCGUUUAA